CCUACCUCUCCUCGCACCUUUUCAUAAUGUUAAGCCUCACCAGUCCCUCCCUCGCUCACUUUCAUCACCAAACAACAAAUUCAUUGUUAUUCGGCCUUUGCGUAACCUAUACACGACAGCGCUUCAUUAUCGAAUAGUCGACAUAAGCUCCAAUUAUUGCAAUAGCCUGAACAAAAUGGAGGAAGACAACCGCUUUAACAUCGAGGAGCAACCGUCCAAGUUGCGAGUUUACUCGACUUUGUUUUUUAAAUACAUACGGCCAUGUGUAGCCGAGCUGUUUGGUACAACAAUUUUUGUUUUUGCAGAUCUUGGUGGUAUGAACUACAUCAGUAGCACUGCCUUUACACAUGGUCUUAUAUUAUUUGUGUUAAUCGCUGGAACUGCCACCGUCAGUGGUGGUCAUUUUAAUCCAGCAGUAACUCUGGCACUUACAAUCGUUCGUGGUUUACAACCAGUACUUGCACCGUUGUAUAUUUUAUCUCAGCUUUUGGGAGGAAUUAUCGGCGCAGGUUUAGCACGAGCAGCGAUGAGCUCUAAGCAAUAUGCAAAACCUUUGGUGGUGUGCACAUGCUUGGAACUGAUAUCACCAGGUCAAGGCAUUUUGGCUGAAGCCUUAGCGACCUCCCUCCUGGUGUUUGUCGUGUUGAUGGUCGCAUUUGAUGAGAGAAACAAGAGCAAGUUUGCUCCUCUUGCCAUUGGCUUUACAGUUACAGGCGGAAUUUUGGCAAUUGGGGUCAUUUCGGGAGGUUCCAUGAAUCCUGCACGAAGUUUUGGUCCCGCAGUUGUGAAAAAUUAUUGGAAACAUCAUUAUGUCUACUGGGUUGGUCCGUUUCUUGGUAGCAUACUAUCAACUUUGAUGUAUGGUUUUGUCUUUGCAACACCAAACCAACUAUGGCUACCAUUAAGGGAGCCAAUUACAUGAGAUGCUUUUAGAAAAUGACAAAUAAACCAAGCUGACGAGCUCACUUUAAUUUUCACUUCUUUCAAGAUUUUUAAAUGUUUUAUCAUCUUGAGGGUAUAGAGCAAGUGUAGAAAAACAUUCAGACAUCAAAACAAUGGAGAUUGGCUUAGUUUAGAAAUAUAAACCAACAAGAAAUUUUUCUGUAUAAGAUAGUGAUGUGUUAAGUAAGUAAACAACAUACAAAUGCUGAA
This is a messenger RNA of Xenia sp. Carnegie-2017, 1152 nucleotides long. Its product is annotated as aquaporin-8-like. The record is from RefSeq and is a predicted model, not a curated record. Gene Ontology annotation, molecular function: water channel activity. Gene Ontology annotation, biological process: transmembrane transport. Gene Ontology annotation, cellular component: plasma membrane. Lineage: Eukaryota; Metazoa; Cnidaria; Anthozoa; Malacalcyonacea; Xeniidae.